Tilletiaria anomala UBC 951 is the source of this 1826-nucleotide messenger RNA. RefSeq names its product WD40 repeat-like protein. The transcript is spliced from 4 exons. Gene Ontology annotation, molecular function: protein binding. Bases 30 to 1637 code for a protein of 535 amino acids. NCBI's taxonomy places the organism in Eukaryota, Fungi, Basidiomycota, Exobasidiomycetes, Georgefischeriales, Tilletiariaceae. Gene Ontology annotation, biological process: iron-sulfur cluster assembly. The record is from RefSeq and is a predicted model, not a curated record. Gene Ontology annotation, cellular component: cytosolic [4Fe-4S] assembly targeting complex.
GCCAUCAACGCUGUAUACCGAGCGAGUCGAUGUCAGCACCUCCCUUCUACAACGCACUGGCGAUUGGUCUCUGCGCACUGAUAGUACGCCUCUUUGGUCGGUUCCAAGAUUCACGCCGCUUUCGCAAGACUCAGGCUCCCCAAAACACCCUGACCAUGCUUGAGUAUUCUGGACGAGCAGUGAAUGGCCACCCAGCCCUGAAACUCGUGUCCGAGCUGUCAGCUCACCAAGACAAGGCCUGGCAUCUCGCCUGGAGUCCACGCAAACCCCUGCUUGCAACAUGCUCUUCUGACAAAAAUGUGAAGCUACAUAGAUUCAUCUUUCAACCUUGUCCUGCCUCCGCAUCAACGAUCAGCCCUACGUCUGAGCUGUCAAGAUCAGCAUCAGCCCUGUCGGCUUCCGUGAAAGUACAGUUUCAGCUGCAGGAAGUCAUUGUCACCGGCCAUAAGCGUACCGUUCGACAAGUUGCUUGGAGCCCGUCAGGGAGGACACUGGCUACAGCAAGUUUCGACGCAACGGUCGGAAUUUGGGAACGCCUUGAAGAACCUGCCAGGACAUCUGCUUCAAAUAAUCUUAGUGUCGACUUCGGCAGUAACAACCUCACCCGCCAGAACAGCUCUGGACAAAGUCAGAAUAACAGCAGCGCAUCCGAUGCACCAGAGUGGGACUGUAUCGGUACCCUCGAGGGUCAUGACAGCGAGUGCAAGAGCGUCGCGUUCUCUCCCAAGGGUGAUCUUCUUGCGAGCUGCAGUAGAGACAAGAGCGUCUGGAUAUGGGAGGUGCAUCCAGACUCAGAAUUUGAGUGUUUGAGCGUGUUGAUGGAACAUUCACAAGACGUCAAGUAUGUCGCUUGGCACCCGAGGGAAGAGUUGCUUGCAUCAGCAUCCUACGAUGACGUUAUCAAACUCUAUUUGGACGAUCCUUCGGAUGAUUGGUACUGUUAUCAAACGCUGACGGGCCACACUUCAACCGUCUGGUCCAUUGCGUUCUCCCCGUGUGGAAAUUUCCUUGCAUCAGCGUCAGACGAUCUCAGCGUCCGUAUUUGGCGACGCCUCACAGCAGCACAGGCGGAAAAGCAAGGUCUGAAGACGUACGGCCAGCAGCCUGGCCGAGCGGGAGAUCACUGGGCCUGCACCAAUAUCAUCAAAGGUUGGCACACCCGUACAAUUUAUUCAGUCUCUUGGGGUCAUAGCCGAAGCGGAUCCAAUGGAAGCCUUGGUCGCAUCGCCACAGGAGGGGGGGACGGCAACAUAUUUGUCUUUGAGAUUACCGAGUCUGAGGACACGGAGAAGAGCCUGGUCCCCACAGCGACACUGGCGGCAGCUCUAACCGAUGCACACGGCGUCAGUGAUGUCAACUGCGUAUCUUGGGCUCCGGCUUCCUUGGCAGGUGAUGAUUUAGCGGUCUUUCCUGACACGCUCGCAUCUUCGGCCACGGCCGUAGCGGCCGCUUCCGAAUCCUCGAAUGCAGCAGCCCGUUUGAGUGAUGUUCCUGCGAGCGCAGAUGACGCAACGAAGAGCGUCGUCACUGGCGAUCAUCGCUACAUGUGCGACCUUCUCGCUAGCGCUGGCGACGAUGGAUCUGUGAAGGUCUGGGCAAUGCCAACUUCUCCCUUUGUCCCAUUGGACUCACAAUAGUCUUCCCCCUUACGGCCAAAGCAGAAGCGACCAGCAAGGGAAGUCAAGCGAAAUUCACAACAGAACGUACACGUCACGCAAGCAUCAUUUCUUUGAAACAUCGCAUCUCGAUCUGAAUAAUCCUCACCAUCGUGAAUGAAGCAAUUUCUGUAUCCUAAGAAUGCAUUCAGAGGGAGUCAUCACCGCUCG